Molecule: messenger RNA, 2431 nt
Organism: Dermochelys coriacea (leatherback sea turtle)
Lineage: Eukaryota; Metazoa; Chordata; Testudines; Dermochelyidae
Product: germ cell-specific gene 1-like protein
Exons: 5
Coding region: 1383-2333 (316 amino acids)
Cellular component (GO): plasma membrane
Source: RefSeq, a predicted model, not a curated record
GGAUUUCAUGAAGCCAGCCAGACUCAAGGCUAUGUCCUGUGAGUCUGGAUCCCAGCGGAGGUGGAUCCGGUUUGAGACCGUUCCAAUCCACGGAGCAAGUCAUCGAGGAGCCGCUUUUCCUUUGCAUCCCCCAAGCUCAAUAGCCAACAUCACCUGGUCGAAAAGCCGCAUCAGUUUUAUUCAGCGACGCAAAAUCCACCCCCCGCCGUCCCCCCAGCCCCAAUCCCUGGGUCGAAAAGCUGAGGUGAGCCGGAUCUCAGACACUGCUGGAGUUUUAUUCCUUUGAAGGGAAAGGCCCAGCUCAAAGUGUCUUAAAAACAGCCCCUUUUGAGUAGCACUCCCUGAUACGCUCCCCUGAUUGAAGACUCAGUCUGGGGGUUUUUUUGUUCGUUUGAACGGAUUAAAACUUUGGGGACCAAACAAAGAACCAUUGUGCGCCCAAAAUUUUGUGUCCUGAAAUUCACCCGGUUCAAGACCGCGUUAGAGCCAAAGACUCCAACCCCGCGUCCGGCUCCCCGAUCUCAGCAACGGCCAGUCCCUGGAUUUCAGACUCUCCUUGUAAUUUUCUUCUUUGGGCUCCACCCAAGUAACUCAGCACCCAUCUAAAGCUCUCGCUGGCCCGGAUCUUCGCCAUGGAUCCUGGCCCUGUGGCAGCGAAUCGAUCCAGUCAAUCUCAGAUUUUUUGGAGGUAGCCCAAACGCGGCUUCGUUUGCCGCCCCGGUCUCCACAACCGCUUGAGGAUUCUGGAGUUUGUUCUUUUGAGCCAGCGCCGGUCCGAAGGCGAUGUGACGCCUGGUCGGCGGGUGGGCAGGAUCGAACCGGGCACCGCUGGAGCUAAAUGUAUGAGCCUUGACUGCAUGAGCUAAAAGCCAACUGCCUGUAGAGGAGAUGCAUUAAUUUUAGGGCCAUUGGAUGGGACAAAGCGCCACACCCAGGAGGUGUGCGGGUUACAAGGGCCCCAAGAUGCCUCCAACCCUGAACUGAGCAGCCGAGAUCUUUCGCCCGGUAAAGCAGCGGGUUGUGGGGGGAAAGGGGGGAGCAGGAAGCUACAUAAUUCUCCGCAGCUUUGCAGGGAAGACCGAGACCCAGCGCUGGAUUAGCGAGGAGAAAAGAUUUUGAUUCCUGCCUCCAAGACGGGCUGGAAGCUAAGAGUGGAUUAAACGAUCAAUCUGCAGAGCGUGGAGCGUCGUCCUGGCCCGUCCAAUUCAGGGAAGGAGGGAAGGGGCCAUAUGGGAGCCGAAAUCGCCGUCUGGAGUCCAAGAAACUUUCUCUCCCAGAGAGAUUGAAGCCUUGGCUGCGAGUGGGAGGAGAAGGCGGGGGGGGAGUCAGACAUUAGGAAGGGAGCUGCCGGCCUGUGGCAACAGAGGCCGGGGCCCGGGACGAUGAUCAAACUGAGCCGGAAGACGCGCUCGCUGCUGGCGCUGGCCUUGAACUUGCUGGCCCUCGGCUUGGCCGUGUCGGCCUUCGCCACCAGCUACUGGUGCGAGGGGACGCACAAGGUGGUCAAGCCGCCCUGCCUGUCGGCCAUCAGGCAUGGCAGCUGCGUGCCUGUCGGGGCCAACGAGACGGAGGCUGGGAACGCCACCCUGGACCCCAACGUGGUGCAGUACAUCUGGGAGACGGGCGAGGACAAGUACGCCUUCCGCUACUUCCACACCGGCUUCUGGCUCUCCUGCGAGGAGCACCACGGAGACGAGAUCUGUCGCAGUUUCAUAGAGCUGCCCCCCGAGUCGGAGAAAGGGGUGCUGUGGCUGUCGGUGGCGUCGGAGUUCCUGUACAUCACCCUGCUCAGCGUCGGCUUUGUGCUCAUGGGCCUGGAUGCCACCUGCUAUGCGGACUUCAUCGCCGGGCUGAAGAUCAACGCUUUCGCCGCCGUGAUCACCGUGCUGUCGGGUCUCCUGGGCAUGGUGGCCCAUAUGAUGUACAUGACGGUCUUCCAGGUGGCCGUCAACCUGGGGCCCAAGGACUGGAGACCCCAGACCUGGUUCUACGGCUGGUCCUUCGGCAUGGCCUGGCUCUCGUUCACACUCUGCAUGUCGGCCUCGGUGCUGACCCUCAACACCUACACCAAGACCCUGCUGGAGUUCCAGUACCGGCGCCGGACCCGCGAGCAGCAGAGCCAGCGGGGGCCGCGCUCGCCCGGCCUGGCGCCCGACCUCGAACGCUUCCUGUGGGAAAAGUAUGUCUUCAGCAUCAGCGACUCGCUGGACUUCUCCCCUGGCCACUCCCGCCCCACUGCUGGGGGGUGCAAGGGCCGCGGCGGGGUCUACGCCAGCCUGGCCGAGGAGCGCUGCAGGGAUGCCAGCGACCCAGACGAUGGCGAGCCCUGCUAGGGGGCUGGGGGGGGGAAUCGACCAUCCCUGACCCCCCCUUAUCUCUACAGUCCUACUCUCCCCGCACAAUCAAACCUCCUUCCCCCUCCCUUCCCCCC